Molecule: messenger RNA, 4241 nt
Organism: Misgurnus anguillicaudatus (oriental weatherfish)
Lineage: Eukaryota; Metazoa; Chordata; Actinopteri; Cypriniformes; Cobitidae
Source: RefSeq, a predicted model, not a curated record
GCCGAACAGAGGGAGGGUGGUAAAAAAAGAUCAACUCGCUCCUUGUUGAGUGGGGAAGCUUCACGGCGCGAGAGGCAAACCGGGAUAUAUUUUUAUUUAUUACCCCCUUCCUUCACGUCUCUCGGCUCACUGCAAAAAAAAGAGAAACAAACGCACGUUUGGUAUCCAGCAGCUGGAGCGAAUCGCGUCUGAUGUGAAAGUGGGAUCGUGGGAGAUUGGGUCACUCAAAGCCGAGCGAAGGAUGGACAGAGUCAGCCGCGUGCUGAACGUCGUAAGGCAGAUGUCCCCUAGGAAAAGGGAACGGGGGUCUCAUUGGGAGGCGGAGAGUCCGGAGACCUGCGAGGAGAGUCUGUGCUCUCUCAGCCUGUGCAUCAGCGAUGAUGGCCCGUACUCCAAAGGGAACAAGGACUCAACAGGGCCCGACAACUCGCUCAUACCCAGAAGACAAAGCAUCCCAGAAGAGCUGCGUGGGGUCACCCUGGUUGAGCUGAUUAAGAAAGAGGGAAGCACUUUGGGUCUUACGAUCUCAGGCGGGACGGACAAGGACGGCAAACCCCGCGUCUCCAACCUGCGACCUGCUGGACUUGCUGCUAGGAGCGAUCAACUCAACGUGGGCGACUACAUCAAGUCAGUGAACGGCAUUAAUCUGACCAAACUGCGUCACGACGAGAUCAUAAGUCUUCUGAAGAACGUCGGCGAACGCGUUGUGCUGGAAGUGGAGUAUGAACUGCCGUCAGCUGCACCAGACAGUACCUCAGGUGUUAUCUCCAAGACAAUCGACAUCUGUUUGCAGAAAGAGGGAAACAGCUUCGGCUUCGUUAUGAGAGGGGGCUCCCACGAGGACUGGCUCAAAACUAGACCCUUGGUGGUGACGCACGUUCGUCCAGGAGGCCCUGCCGACAGAGAAGGGACACUUAAAGUGGGUGAUCGGAUCUUGAGUGUGGACGGUGUGUCAUUACACAAUGCCAGUCACAGCGAUGCCCUCACCGUACUGACCCAGUGUGGCCAAGAAGCCCUGUUUCAGAUCGAGUAUGACGUCUCCAUCAUGGACUCUGUGACAAACGCUUCAGGUCCUCUGCUGGUGGAGAUCGCCAAAUCACCUGGAGCGAGUCUGGGAAUCACACUGACUUCUGCUAUGCAUAGGAAUAAGCAGGCCAUCGUCAUCGAGAAGAUCAAAGCUGCCAGUGUGGUGGACAGGUCAGGAGCGUUACACGUGGGCGAUCACAUUCUGUCUAUAGAUGGGACCAGCACAGAGCACUGUUCAGUUCUGGAGGCGACACAGCUGCUGGCCAGCACCUCUGAUCAGACCAAACUAGAGAUCCUGCCUGCUCACCAAACCCGCCUGCCCGGAAAACCCCAGGACACUGUUAAAAUCCUGAAAAGCGACCACCCUCACUGCUGGGACCCCUGUGUGAAUUAUUGCCAGUCUCAACAUCCUGCUCACUGUAAAACAGGAACGUGGACCUCUGGUUCCAGUAACCCAUCCAGCUCUCAGGAUUACUGUAAAUCGGUAGUCUGCACUAACUUCUCUCCGGGCUCCACCACCACAUCAGGCAUGACCAGUCAGGGAUCCAACACGCUGCCCCGUACUGCCCCUCCCAUGAGCCCACGAAACUCAAUGCUCAAAAGGAGACAGAGGAAGAAAGAGAGCAAGAGCUCGUCUGUAUCUUUAGCUUCAAGUUCUGUUGGUCCCGGAGGUCAGAUAGUGCACACAGAGUCCAGUGAGAUCACACUGAGAGGAGACCCUCUAAAUGGCUUUGGGGUACAGCUACAAGGUGGGAUAUUCGCAACGGAGACCCUCUCUGCCCCUCCUCUUAUCCGCUUCAUAGAGCCCGACAGCUCAGCCGAAAGGUGUGGACUGCUCCAGGUUGGUGAUCGAGUUUUAUCCAUUAAUGGGAUUCCUACAGAAGAUGGAACGCUGGAAGAAGCCAAUCAGUUGCUUCGGGAUGCUGCUCUGGCCAAUAAAGUCGCACUAGAGAUUGAGUUUGAUGUGGCAGAGUCAGUUGUGCCUAGCAGUGGAACUUUCCAUGUGAAACUGCAGAAGAAGAGAGGAGUUGAACUGGGCAUCACUAUCAGUGCCAGUAAGAAACCGGGAGAGCCUCUUAUCAUCUCUGACAUUAAAAAAGGCAGCAUGGCUCACAGAACAGGAACUCUGGAGCCAGGAGACAAGCUGUUAGCCAUAGAUAACAUCCGUCUGGAGAACUGCUCCAUGGAGGACGCUGUCCAGAUCCUGCAACAAAGUGAAGACCUGGUAAAGCUCAAGAUACGCAAGGACGAAGACAACUCAGAUGAGCAGGAGUCAACAGGCUCCAUCAUCUACACGGUGGAGCUCAAACGGUACGGCGGCCCGCUGGGCAUCACCAUCUCCGGCACAGAGGAGCCUUUUGACCCCAUCAUCAUCUCGGGCCUGACCAAGAGGGGUCUCGCUGAGAGGACUGGAGCCAUUCAUGUUGGGGAUCGAAUUUUGGCCAUCAACAGUGUGAGUCUGAAGGGUAAACCAUUGAGCGAAGCCAUACAUCUGCUGCAGAUGGCAGGAGAAACCGUCACCCUUAAAAUCAAGAAACAGACUGACUCACCUGAUGACAAGAAGAAAGAUAGCGACCUGGAUAAUGAUCUUAGCGAUAAUGAAGACGACAUGACCGACUCUCAGAAAACCAAUAAGCUGUCAGAGAUUUACUCUACCACCAUUCCCAGUGUUGACUCGGCUAUGGAAUCGUGGGACGGCUCGGGCAUUGAUGCUGGUUAUAGCAGCCAAGGUGCAUACAUCCAUCAGGCAGCUGGCAUAGCAUUACACCCUCAUGAGUGGCGUAGCAGCAAGCAGAGAAACAACACCGUCCCUCCCACCCGCCGCAAAAACUACCCCUUCAGUGACGGAGGUUUCAGCGAAGAUGACUGGGACAAAGCUCCUGGAUAUGCCGGGCAACCGCAUGCAGACGGUCUUCUGUUGGAGCAGGACGACAGCUUUUGGUGCCAGGCCCUGGAAGACCUGGAAACAUGUGGGCAGUCCGAGCUACUGCGCGAGAUUGAGGCCUCGAUAAUGACCGGCAGUGCCCUGAGCCUGGGCGUAGAAGGUGGAAAGUCUCACGGCGAAGCGGCCGGCCAACCGCACCUGAGCCCUUUGCGGAAAACUCCAAACCUUUACAAUGAGUCCAAAAACAAGAGCACCUUCCGCAUGUCCGAGAAGACCUGGGAGUCACGGAGGAUCAAAGAAGAGAUUCAGGAUAUCUUGUCACCAACGCCUUUAGAACUACACAAGGUGACGGUGAUGAAAGACCCGGAGAGCGACGACUUUGGAUUCAGCGUAUCAGACGGUUUCUUGGAAAAGGGUGUUUACGUGAACAUGAUCAGACCAGAGGGACCGGCGGACCGUGCUGGACUCAGACCCUACGAUCGGAUCCUCCAGGUGAACCACGUACGGACGCGAGAUUUCGACUGCUGUUUAGCCGUGCCCCUCAUCACAGAAGCCGGAGACAAACUUGAGCUUGUUAUUAGCCGAAACCCAUUAGCACAGCCGGAUGACCCCCAGCCCCAUGACUGCCAUCCUCACUUCACUCCUCUAGUUCAUUCCCGAGAGCACCAGACCAGCACACUGGACCUGUGACCGUUGAGACCGUAACCACACUGGGUCAUUUAUUGCAAAAGACCAUCACAAUGAGCCAUGAUUCAAUCUAAUAUUAUCCAGAAUUUGAAAGAUUACGUGGAGGAAUUACUGUAUGAAAAUAAAAGACACUUUUUAGCACAGUACUGGAAAGGAUCUGAGCCAGUUUUUAAAACAAACUGAAGCAAAACAAUAAAGACUUGGACUAAUACAAUUCAUACUGUAUAAGGACUUCGCCUCGUCGAAUUCAAUUAAUUUGUUCUACGUCCAAAUGUUUACAGAAAGAUCCUGCUGUUCCCCAUUCCCGUAAGCAAUUUUUGUGUAAGUGAUGUCUUGGUUUUAUUUAACUUUUUUCAAUUUUAAAUAUUUACUUGUUUUUUUUAGGACAAUACAAACUGUGCCCAAAUGUUUACAAAACACAAAAGGAUUCUGCUUUAUGAGUAGACCUCCGUCAGACUGAAUUCUUGUUUUUCCGAAACCUAUAUUUCUUUGUGUUUUUAAUAAUAUUGUUUGAGACACUGCAGGAAUAUCUUCAGACACAUACAACUACAAUAAACAGACAAAUUACCACUUUUUUUGCACACUAUAACAAACAAAUGAAAAAUUUGCACAUAAAAACACACACAAACACUUCAAACAACAA